Molecule: messenger RNA, 2498 nt
Organism: Linum tenue
Lineage: Eukaryota; Viridiplantae; Streptophyta; Magnoliopsida; Malpighiales; Linaceae
Source: the annotation of a GenBank genome assembly
GCAAAGGAAAGGCCAGGUCGUAUUUUGACCACCAUCAGCAGCAGCACCACCGUUUCUUCCCUUCUUCCUCCUUUCUUCCUCCUUCGUUUCCUCUUCCUGCUUCAUUUUUUUUUAAAACAAACAAACAAAAAAAAAAACGAAGACCGAUAACACCAGAAAACCCAAUCAAUUCCAAGCGUGUUUCUGAAUAUAAACGCCGCCUGCUCUUUUUUUCAAUUCCCCACAUUCCCAUGAUCUGCCCCUCAAUUUUUGCAUAUACUUCAAUCGCUGACUUCUCCUUGCUUGGUUUGUCGAUCCUCUGAACUCUGCCGCCGACCAUGGGGAUUUGCCUCUCCACAACCAAGGUCAGUGGCUCCAGCAGCAACAAUCACAACCACAAGAACAACGCCGCCGCCGGAGGAGGGGUAGCAGGCGGCGUCAAGGCUACCGCAAGCGGGGCGGCGGCAAAAAAUAAGCAGGCUUCGUCGGCGAACAAUACUAAGAAAAAUCACAAUACCAACGAGAAGAGGACGACCAGAAAACAGCAGCCCGAACAGCAGCAGCAAGUGAAGUUAAAAGGGAAGCAGAGCUCGAGGAAGGGCAGUGGGGCGAUUCCGUGUGGGAAGCGGACGGAUUUCGGCUACCAUAAGGAAUUCAAUCAACGGUACACGAUCGGGAAAUUGUUGGGCCAUGGCCAAUUUGGGUACACGUAUGUUGCUACUGAUAAGGAAACCGGAGAUCGUGUUGCAGUCAAACGGAUUGACAAAGGCAAGAUGCUUCUUCCUAUUGCUGUCGAAGACGUCAAAAGAGAGGUCAAGAUUUUGCGGCAACUUGCUGGUCAUGAGAACGUGGUCCACUUUGUCAAUGCAUUUGAGGAUGAUUCAUAUGUAUAUAUAGUUAUGGAGUUAUGUGAAGGAGGUGAACUACUAGACCGGAUUCUGGCAAAAAAGGACAGCCGUUAUUCCGAGAAAGAUGCAGCAGUAAUUGUAAGGCAGAUGCUUAAAGUAGCAGCUGAAUGCCAUUUACAUGGUUUGGUCCACCGUGAUAUGAAGCCUGAGAACUUUCUCUUCAAGUCAACUAAAGAGGACUCAGUGCUGAAGGCUACAGAUUUUGGUUUGUCAGACUUCAUAAAGCCAGGAAGGAAGUUCCAUGAUAUUGUUGGCAGUGCUUACUAUGUUGCUCCUGAGGUCUUACAAAGGAAGUCUGGACCUGAGUCAGAUGUCUGGAGCAUUGGUGUCAUAACAUAUAUUUUGCUCUGUGGAAGACGGCCCUUUUGGGAUAAAACGGAGGAUGGUAUAUUUAAGGAGGUCCUAAGAAACAAACCUGAUUUUCGCCGCAAACCAUGGCCAACCACAAGCCACAGUGCCAAAGAUUUUAUUAGGAAGUUGCUUGUGAAAGAUCCUCGUGCUAGACUUACAGCUGCUCAAGCGUUGUCACAUCCAUGGGUCCGAGAAGGAGGAGAUGCAUCCGAGAUUCCAAUUGACAUAUCUGUUCUGAAGAACAUGAGGCAAUUUGUGAAGUACAGUCGCCUGAAACAGUUUGCUCUCCGUGCAUUGGCUAGCACACUUGGUGAAGAGGAGCUAUCUGACCUCAAGGAUCAAUUUGAUGCAAUCGAUGUAGAUAAAAAUGGUUCUAUCAGUUUUGAAGAGAUGAGGCAGGCACUUGCUAAGGAUCUACCCUGGAAGUUAAAAGAGUCGCGUGUUCUAGAAAUUCUACAAGCAAUUGAUUGCAACACGGACGGGCUUGUUGAUUUCUCUGAGUUUGUUGCAGCUGCUCUACAUGUGCAUCAGUUGCAAGAGCACAACUCCGAGAAGUGGGAAGAACGUUCUCAGGCCGCUUUCGACAAAUUUGACAUUGAUGGAGAUGGUUAUAUUACCCCUGACGAGCUUAGAAUGCAUACCGGGUUAAGGGGUUCAAUUGACCCGCUCCUUGAGGAGGCAGAUAUUGAUAGAGAUGGCAAGAUAAGCCUAUCAGAGUUCCGAAAACUUCUGAGAACCGCAAGCAUGGGGUCAACCAAUCUGCCGAGUCCUUCUGGUCACCGCAAUUCUCGGAGGGUCUAGAAGAUGCAAGUGGAGAUUUUGGCGAUGAAAGAAACUUGUGUCAUUGUUGUUUAUUCUUUAUCUUUUGUGGAAGUUGUUCAUAGUAAGGAUUUGAUGUGAUGGUGAGUGAGGAUAAGGCGGAAUGUAACGAGUUAUAGGUCGGAAGGGAGGGAGUUGGUAUUUUUGUAUGUGAAACUUCAGUCGUCUCUGUAAUUGAAGAAACAAAGAAAAGAAAACAUAAGGGCUGGUUCCUGGUGUGGCCCUAAGGGCGCUGGUGAUGUUCGAUAGCAUCCUUAUGGGGUUGGGCGUAAGUAAGGAUGUCCUUACGCCGAUCUCCAUAUGGACCAUAGCUUAUUCAGUGAUGGAUGGGUAAUGUCAUUGUCGGAUGUACAUUCUUCUCGAGUGUUAUGAGUUUGUUUACUAGUGAAGGAGGAUUAACCAAAUGUCAAAUGAAAGCUCAAGGAUUUAGAGUUGAGAUCA